UAGAGGAGGAGGAUCUGAGGGGGGGGGGGAGUUGUAGACAGUAAAGGUUUGUGUCAGAUUAAAGGCAGAGGGGAGAAGACAAGUCCCCAAAGCCUGCCCGUGCUGACAAAAGGAAAUAAAACCUGCUGAGGAAUGGCUCUGAGCCCAGGCGGGGAUAAGAAAAGCCUGCAGCUCUCUGACGCCCAGUGUGACUCCGGCCUGGAUGGGGAGCUGGAGCACCAGGAGUCCUGGGCCCUGAGCCUGGGCCUAGAGUCGGGCCCGGCUCCGGCUCGCCCUCCUCAGUGCGGGGCAUCGGGGGAAGACAGCUGCGAGUCUGCCUGCGACUCGGCCUACGCCUCGGAUUUGCUGGAGACGUUCAGCGCCCGCUGCUCGCUGGGCUCGGCCGGAGGACAGGCCCCGGGCCGUGAGGCCCCCUUCGACCCCUGGGCCUACCUCGGCGAGGAAGGGGACACGUUCCUCCAUCUCUGCAUCAUUCACGAGACUGAGGCCUUAGCCCUAGCGUUCAUUGACCAGUCGCCGCUGGAGUAUCUGAACUGGCAGAAUGACCUCUUUCAGACGCCCCUACAUUUGGCCAUGUACACACGCCAGACAAAGAUAGUACGGCAGCUGGUUCUGAAGGGAGUGGACACAGAGCUGCAGGAUCGCAACGGAAACACCGCAUUGCACCUGGCCUGCCAGUACAGCCUGGAGGAGUGUGUGCCGGUCCUUACGAAGCCCGUUACAGCCAAAGAGCAGACCCUGUUUGGAUGUGACAGCCCCAACCCAGUGGGACCUCGGAACCUCGAGAGACACAACUGGCAAGGUUUGACCUGUUUGCACCUGGCAGUUCUCUAUAGGAAUGAUGUGAUGGUGGACUACCUGCUAUCUUCAGGCGCGAGAGUCAAUACGCAGGAGUCAACGAGUGGACGUACUGCCCUGCAUCUGGCAGUGGAGCUGGGGGAGAUUGGCCUGGUGACCCGGCUGCUGCGGGCCGGGGGCGAAGUGGACGCUCCGAUGUACAACGGCUGCACUCCCCUCCACUUGGCAGUGGGGAGGCUGGAUGCCGGCAUCGCUACUGCCCUCUGUCAGGCCGGUGCCAACCCACUGCUGCCCAACCUGGAGGAGGACACACCGCUGGACCUUGCCAGCAGCAACGGCAAUGUGCUUGACCUGUGCCCAUUUGACGAUGUGAGGCUUCGGGGACAGCCGGUGGUGUGACAGAACAGGGCUUUGUAUGUGACAUGACUGAAAAAGCGAAGGCAGGAGGGUGACAAGGUCUUUGUCUGGCAGUGGGUGGGAGGCCCACAUGGUGUGGGACCUUCCUCCCCCAUAUUUUCACCCUCAAUCCCAUCCCUGCCCCUCCAAGACCAGCUGUGGGAGGGGAGGGAUGGAGGGUUUCCUUGCUCCCUGACUCCACUACCUCAGAAACAGGAGGGUACAAUGUCAUCCUUGGCCAGGCACGUAGCAGGAGGGAGUGACCCCGUGGAUUUAAAGGAAUCCAUGUGACUUUAGGGAGAACACUUCCAGAGAAGACCUGUUUUCUUGAUGGACUUUGAGCUGCGAUCUGUACAUUUCUUUUGAGUGAAGCACGUUUAAAACUUGUCAACGUUGCUCCUAACUGCGAUCUCCUCCAGCAUUGUAAAUACUCAUUUCCCUACCCCAGCAAGCACCCUCCACAUGCUUCAGUCUUUUUACCCCCUCCCCACUCACCCAGAUUCUGCCCCCACAAUACCUCACGCAUUCUCCAACUCCCCCCAGUGCAAAACCAAAUACCUCCAAAAAGGCCAGCCAGCUACACUGUCCUUUGGUUCCAGACCAGCUCGAGAGACCUGGGUCUGCAUUUCCAGUGCCAGUAAUAACAAGGUGGGCGUAGUGCUGGCAGAGGUUUGGUAACUUAGAUAAGCUGAGCCACUGCCUGCCCUCUCUAGUGGAGCUUAACAGCACAUCUGCACAAUUCGAAGGGCCAAAUGACCAUCUCCUGCGUUUGGUGUGAUUCUUGUGGGGAAAAAGAUUGGGAGAUCUCGCUAAUAUCUCUGGAGCCAAUACUUUACCUCUCAACAUUGCUCAAAAAUAAUUUAUUUGCUAUUUAUGACCAGUAUUGUUCAUGUGAGCUUGCUGUGUGUAAAUUGGCUGCUAGGCUUCUUACAUUUCAGCUGUCACUGUACUUAAACUUUAAAGCACUUUGCGAUGCCCUGAGGUGGUAUCAGUUGAUGUAUAAAUUUUUCCAGAUCUCCUUUUGCACCCAAAUUGUCGAGUGCUUCAGGAAUUAUUUUAUAUAAUAAAGAUACUGAACAAA
Molecule: messenger RNA, 2275 nt
Organism: Stegostoma tigrinum
Lineage: Eukaryota; Metazoa; Chordata; Chondrichthyes; Orectolobiformes; Stegostomatidae
Product: NF-kappa-B inhibitor epsilon-like
Exons: 6
Coding region: 133-1197 (354 amino acids)
Molecular function (GO): protein binding
Source: RefSeq, a predicted model, not a curated record